Molecule: messenger RNA, 825 nt
Organism: Raphanus sativus (radish)
Lineage: Eukaryota; Viridiplantae; Streptophyta; Magnoliopsida; Brassicales; Brassicaceae
Product: glycine-rich RNA-binding protein
Exons: 2
Coding region: 254-718 (154 amino acids)
Molecular function (GO): RNA binding
Source: RefSeq, a predicted model, not a curated record
CAUGUAACCAAACACAUAUGUUAUGAUGCACGGAAGCCGUGUCAUUGGCGCCUCUAUCUAUUUAGAAACGACGUCUGCACUCUAUGCUUCGGACACGUCAUCGUCCUCGUAAUUACCGAACCACCAAAAUCUUUCAAAUCUUCUUCUUACCGAACCACCAAGAGUUUUGUUUCCCUGUCUUCAUUUUGAGCUUAGAAGCCUUAGAUAAUUUUUGUGUGACAGAAAAAAAAAAGAAAGCUUAGAUAAUUUGAAGAUGGAUUCGGCAGAGGGCGAGUACAGGUGUUUCGUUGGAGGCUUAGCUUGGGCCACCGACGAGCAAUCUCUUGGAAGAACUUUCAGUGAAUUCGGAGAAGUUCUCGACUCCAAGAUCAUUAUUGAUCGUGAGACAGGGAGGUCUAAAGGGUUCGGGUUCGUGACUUUUAAAGAUGAAGAAUCGAUGAGAACUGCGAUUGAAAGGAUGAACGGUCAAGAACUUGAUGGUCGCAACAUCACUGUCAACGAGGCUCAAGCUCGUAGUAGUCGCGGUGGUAACAGCGGUGGAUAUAACCGAGGAGGUGGUGGUGGUUAUGGAAGUGGUGGGGGUGGUUACGGAGGAAGGCGUGAUCAAGGUGGAUACGGAGGUGGUGGUUAUGGAGGUGGGCGUCGUGAGGGUGGUUAUGGUGGUGGCGGAGACGGAGGUUACGGUGGCCGAGCCGACAGUGGAAACUGGAGAGAAUGAGCCCUGUAUUUGUACUCUGUUUGCUUUUGGCUCUGGUUUUGAUCUUUUGUUUAUUUGGUCUCCAUAUGUAAAAACAAAUACAAUAAAACGUUUGAUGCUUUGUUGGA